This is a messenger RNA of Cuscuta campestris, 2034 nucleotides long. The record is from the annotation of a GenBank genome assembly. NCBI's taxonomy places the organism in Eukaryota, Viridiplantae, Streptophyta, Magnoliopsida, Solanales, Convolvulaceae.
AAAUGAACCUCCGCUCUCUCCCCCUCGUGAAAUCCUGACAUUUCUCUUUUACUACUCUCUAGUCUCUAAAAUAUGUAAAGAACAAAGUUAGUUGCUGAAAAGGAGGAUGAAAGUUUAAAAAGCUAAAUGGAAAUUUGUCAUCCGAUGAAGCAAAUCUACGAUCGUCUCAAAGAUUCAUUGUAAAACUUUGCUCUUCUGGAAAACUUUGCAUUUCUUCCCGUUUUCACUCUUUUUUUCUGAUCCAGUUUCACUUAUUGACUUCUGGAGUACUUUUGAAACAUAUAGAAUUAUCAUGAGGGUUUCCUUUUUCGUUCUCUCUCUCUUAGCUUUCUUCAGCCUUUGCCUUCACUUUCAAGCUUUCGCUGCUGCCCCUGCUGGGCCACUGGGAAAGCAAUUGAAGUCUCUGCUCAAAUGGACUAGUCGGACUUCCACCAAAACUCCCCAAUCAGAUGGGAAUGUUCUUCAAUUUGAAGACGGGUACUUGGUGGAAACUCUUGUCAAAGGAAAUGAACUCGGAGUUGUGCCUCACAAGAUCCGUGUCUCGCAGGAUGGUGAACUAGUUGCAGUGGAUGCUUCUAGUAGCAAUGUUGUCAGAAUUACUCCCCCGUUGUCCCAAUAUUGUAGGGCAAGGUUGGUUGCUGGUUCAUUUAAGGGUCAUACAGGACAUGUUGAUGGAAAACCAAGUGAUGCCCGUUUCAAUAAUCCAAGAGGAGUUGCCAUGGAUGAUAGAGGGAAUGUAUAUGUUGCUGAUGUAUCAAACCUUGCAAUAAGAAAGAUAGGAGACUCAGGCGUGACUACGAUAGCUGGAGGGAAGUCCAACUCUGCUGGGUAUAGAGAUGGGCCAAGUGAUGAAGCACAAUUCUCAAAUGACUUUGAUGUGAUUUAUGUCCAGCAAACAUGUUCGUUAUUGAUUGUGGAUAGAGGAAAUGCAGCUAUCAGGCAAAUCUCCCUUUAUCAAGAGGAUUGUGGUUACCAGCAAAGCUCUGUCUCUGCCAUAGGUAUGACUCCUCCCAAAUAUGAAAGUUCUGUCUCGGGAAUAGGUGUUGUUCUAGUUGUUUUUGCUGUAGUGACAGGGUAUGUUGCAUGCACACUUCAGCAGGGAAUUGGUUCUACCAUUUUCUCCACUGCAGGAAAUGCAGAGGGUGAGGAGGAUCAAAGACAGCAGCUGAUCAGGAGGGAGAAGGCAUCUCCUGUUGAAAUAAAAAAUGUUUAUCCAUAUGGGUUGCAGGGAAAUGCAGAGGGUGAGGAAGAUCAAAGACAUCUUCUGAUCAGGAGGGAGAUUGAAUCUCCUGUUGUUGCAAUGGAAAAGGACGAUAAUCAAGUAGUAGUGGGUGGGUGGGUGUCUUUGGGGCAGCUUAUGUUGGAUUUGGCCAAGCUCUCACUUGAAGGGGUGGCUUGCAUUUUUGCCCUUGUUAUUCCACUGCAAUUCAGGAGCCGUAGAGGCAGGCCCAGUCUCACUCCUUUGAAAGACCGUCUUGUCUUGCCGGAAGAUAGUGACAACUUUCCGGAGCACCGGGGAAGAGCUGCUGCUGCUUCUCAAGCUGCGCCGCCCAUCUCCAGAGCGGUUCUUCAGCCGCCGCAGAGUGUUGGUAAUAUUCCUCCUAUUCAAGAGGCUAGGCAAAGCAGGCGUCGUUCUUCCAAACCCCAAGGGUAUGCCGCCAUGUACGAUGCACAAACAGCUGAGGUUCAGGUUCCCAAUCAGCAGCUGUCUAGGAGCGGACGGUCAAAAUCUCGACAUGAGAAAAGCGCAAGGAAAGAUUCGAACCAAGUGGGGAUGAAUGUCCCCCACUCCGGGGUUCAGAGCAUCGAUCGUUAGCAGGUUCAACUAGUAUCUGUAGUUUACGAACCGAGUGGCAGUCCCAGUUGUGAAUCUUCAUGAAAUCUACAUUGCACUCCUUGUUUCUAUAACAAAGCAUAAAUACUACUCCCUCCGUCCCAAAUUAAAUUGCUUGUUUACACACACACAGAGACACAUAUUGCCACACACAUAUUCUCUAAUGAUGUAUCAUUACUUAAUAAUUUUUUACUAUAAUG